This is a messenger RNA of Dipodomys spectabilis (banner-tailed kangaroo rat), 2454 nucleotides long. RefSeq names its product TBC1 domain family member 17 (gene Tbc1d17). The transcript has 17 exons. Bases 100 to 2043 code for a protein of 647 amino acids. Gene Ontology annotation, biological process: activation of GTPase activity. The record is from RefSeq and is a predicted model, not a curated record. Gene Ontology annotation, molecular function: GTPase activator activity. Lineage: Eukaryota; Metazoa; Chordata; Mammalia; Rodentia; Heteromyidae.
ACCAUUUGGCUAGCUUUGAGGGGAGUGCUCUCUCCGGAUGUGACAACACGUUGACCCGGAAAAGGAGCUGGCCGGGACAGUGGGGCCUCAGCGGCGGCUAUGGAAGAAUCCGGCUACAGGGUGGUGUUUGAGAAGGGCGGUGUGUACCUACACACAAGCGCCAAGAAGCACCAGGACUCGGGUUCCCUCAUCGCGGGCGUCAUCCGUGUUGUGGAGAAGGACAAUGACGUCCUCCUGCACUGGGCCCCGGUGGAGGAGGCCGGAGAUUCCACGCAGAUCCUCUUCUCCAAGAAGGACUCCAGUGGGGCUGAGUCUGGUACCUCUGAGGAGGAACCCACCUUUGACCCAGGCUAUGAACCUGAUUGGGCCGUCAUCAGCACUGUGAGGCCACGGCCCCACCAUUCAGAGCCCAAGAAAGGUGCAGAGCCUAACUCUCCCCGGGGACCCUGGGCCUUCUCGGUCAGUCUGGGGGAGCUGAAGUCCAUCCGCCGCUCCAAGCCAGGCCUCAGCUGGGCCUACUUGGUCCUGGUGACCCAGGCCGGAGGCUCCCUGCCUGCGCUACACUUCCACCAUGGGGGCACCCGCGCCCUGCUCCGUGUCCUCAGCCGCUACCUGCUGUUGGCCAGCUCCCCACAGGACUCCCGCCUCUACCUUGUCUUCCCCCAUGACUCCUCCGCCCUCUCCAACUCCUUCCACCACCUGCAGCUCUUCGACCAGGACAGUUCAAAUGUGGUGUCUCGCUUCCUGCAGGACCCUUACUCCACGACCUUCAGCAGCUUCUCCCGGGUGACCAACUUCUUCCGGGGAGCCCUCCAGCCGCACCCCGAGGGGGCCUCCUCUCCUGACCUCCCACCUCCCGAUGAUGAAGCCGAGCCUGGAUUCGAGGUCAUCUCCUGUGUGGAGCUAGGGCCCCGGCCCACUGUGGAGCGGGCUUCUCCGGUCACAGAGGAGGAGUGGGCGCGCCACAUGAACCCCGACGGCUGCCUGCAGCACGUGCCUGAGUUGAAGAACCGGAUCUUCUCCGGGGGACUGAGCCCCAGCCUGCGGCGAGAGGCUUGGAAGUUCCUCUUGGGCUACUUCAGCUGGGAGGACUCAGCUGAGGAACACAAGGCCCAUGUGCGCAGGAAAACAGAUGAGUAUUUCCGAAUGAAGUUACAGUGGAAGUCGGUGAGUCCCGAGCAGGAACGGAGAAACUCGCUGCUGCACGGCUACCGCAGCCUUAUUGAGAGAGACGUGAGCCGCACGGACAGGACCAACAAAUUCUACGAGGGCCCCGAGAACCCAGGGCUGGGUCUGCUCAACGACAUCCUCCUCACCUACUGCAUGUACCACUUCGACCUCGGUUAUGUCCAGGGCAUGAGUGACCUCCUGUCCCCCAUCCUCUACGUCCUUCAGAAUGAGGUUGAUGCCUUCUGGUGUUUCUGUGGCUUCAUGGAGCUUGUGCAGGGGAACUUUGAGGAGAGCCAGGAGACCAUGAAGCGGCAGCUUGGCCAACUUCUGCUGCUCCUGAGGGUGCUGGACCAGCCACUCUGCGACUUCCUGGACUCACAGGACUCUGGCUCUCUCUGCUUCUGCUUCCGGUGGCUGCUCAUCUGGUUCAAGAGAGAGUUCCCUUUCCCCGACAUCCUGCGGCUGUGGGAGGUGCUGUGGACGGGACUUCCUGGCCCCAAUCUGCACCUACUGGUGGCUUGUGCCAUUCUGGACAUGGAACGGGACACCCUCAUGCUGUCUGGUUUUGGCUCCAAUGAAAUCCUUAAACACAUCAACGAGCUGACCAUGAAGCUGAGCGUGGAGGAUGUGCUGAAGCGGGCCGAAGCCCUGUACCGACAGCUCACCGCCUGCCCAGAGCUGCCUCACAACGUGCAAGAGGUCCUGGGCCUGGUGCCACCCUCUGAGCCCCACAGCCCUUCGCCCCCCGCCUCCCCGCUGCCUCUAUCACCUGGGCGAGCCCCGCAAGCCCCACCAGCUCCCGCAGAGGCAGCACCACAGCCGGACAGCAGCCUGGAGAUCCUGCCGGAGGAGGAGGACAGCACCAACGCCUAGAGGCCCAGCCGCUGGGGCCUGGACCCCGCCUGGGCAGGAUCUGCCAGGGCGGCGACUCCUGAUUGGCUGCUCUCAGUAAACUGACAUUUUUGCUCGGUUGGCCUCGUGUUGGGGGGCAAAGCAGCUGUGCAUUGACUUCCGCACGGUGGGGGAUGGCUUCCUGAGCCAGGUGUGACCACGUGACCGUGCCUGGCCAAUGAGGCACGAGAGGUGGGCCCUGCGGCGAGGGCGUGGCCCCGGAGGUGUGAAGACCGGAGCUCAGGCUGGGUAGCGCCCUGGAGAUUGUUGGUAGGGCAAGGCCCCCAGGACACUGGUGUGUGGAGGCCUGUUGAAUCCCACGGCCACCACUCGAGCCUGGCCUCCCAGCUACUGCUUAUGUGAAAAAAUAAACUCGUGUUUAACCUGCUUGCA